Molecule: messenger RNA, 606 nt
Organism: Aspergillus affinis
Lineage: Eukaryota; Fungi; Ascomycota; Eurotiomycetes; Eurotiales; Aspergillaceae
Exons: 1
Coding region: 1-606 (201 amino acids)
Source: RefSeq, a predicted model, not a curated record
AUGAAGACCUCAUUCCUACUCAUCGCGGCUCUCGCCGGAAUAUCCAUUGCCGAGGACACCACGACCGUCGGCUACUUCGGUGCUGACUGGACCAGCAUCGAGAUCCCCAGGUACAAGAGCACCGCCGCCAGCGUGGCCGGUAUCAACGCCGUGGCGACCACCUACGCCGUGGCCUGUCUCAAAGACGCACCCACCUCCGACUGCCACAUCGACAAGCCCUGGACCCUCAUCCAGGGCUCCGAGACCUACAGCUUCACCGGCGUCUACACCGCCUGGGAAUCCGGCAAAGAUAAAGACAACGGCGUCACCGUUACCCGCGAGCUACAGUGCUCUUUCACCUCCUUCUCUGAAUCCGCUGGCUGCUCUCUUAGCUACGAGGCGACCGGGAAGAUGGACGGCACGUCCUAUUCGACCGGCACGACUAGCUCGUCGACCUUCGGCACCGAUAAGGUCGAUUACUACGAAAUGCCGGUGACUGCCGGGUUAUCGUCGUUCACGGCUCCUCAGGCAACUGAGACGCCAGAUGCUGCGAGGGCUGCAGGCCCUGCUAGGGCUUUGAUCACUGCGGCUCCGUUGGCGGCUGCGGCUGCGGUUGCUAUUUUCUAG